AGCGUGCAAGAGGUCAAGAGCUCUGACAGUGAUUUAUCCUGAUGGCGUUUUCCGUGUUUAGCACAGCUUCUUCUACAUAAUCUCUAAAUCUGUCGUCUAUCUCGUGUAUCGAGUCCAGCUCCGUUCUCGAAGGAUUCAAGUCUCUCCCUUUGAAUCAAUCCAACAGUGGGCUUUCUGUCAUCUUUGGUAGCCCCAAUUCACGGCUUUGAUAGCACAAUUUCAGAAGAGAAAGAAUUCGAAAGGGCAGACAAAAUGGAAAACAACAAUAAUGUAGCAAUGGAUUUACGUGAUUGGACAACCAUACGUGGUGACGUCAUCGUGUGUUGCGGGGGGUACGAGGGUCGAUACCAGCUCGACACGGUCGAGGCUUACAGCGACUCGAUGAAGGCCUGGGCCCAAAUGCCUUCGAUGCCAAAACCACGCGACAGUAUGGCCGCGGGAAGUCUUGGGAAAAUUAUCAUACUUGCUGGAGGAAGUGAUCGGAAGAUCCCGUAUGAUUACGUCAUGCUUUUUGAUUGGCUGUCGCAGAGCUGGGAGAAAUCUACGCCUCUGACUACUGCGCGUGCGUCACCGGCCUCUGUGAUGGACAAAUCAGGGGGGCGGCUGCUGGUUUCAGGGGGGUUCAACAAUGUCGCCUUGAAAUCUACCGAGGCUUUCGACAUGCAGACGGAGAAGUGGGUCAGCCUUCCCGACAUGCCUAGCGCACGUGCUAAGAGUGGGGCCGCAAUGGCUGGCGGGCAUUUCUUUGUGGUGGGAGGGGAGAUUUACGGCAGAUCUCUGAAUCUUGUCGAGGCCUUCAACGUCAAAGAAAACAAAUGGAUCACUCUCCCCAGCAUGCGUAGCAAGCGUCGCCGCUGUGCUGUCGCUGGUUUCGACGACAAGAUCAUCGUCUCCGGUGGUCUCACAUCAGACGGAAUCACACUCGACACCAUGGAGCUAUUUGACAUGCGCAACCGGAAGUGGCUCGAGUUACCCAAUAUGCCCUGUGCGAGGUUUGGUUGUGGCGCAUGCGUAGUGAAUAACCGGAUGUUCUUGCUAGGCGGAAAUGAGAAGCUCAAGAUGAAGUCGUGCUGUGAUCGCUGCGACGCCUUUGAUUUGGUUUCGCAUUCCUGGGAAAGAGUCCCUCCCAUGAUCCACCGCAGGCUUCACACCAGUGCCGUCCACGUGACUAUUUGAGAGCCAAUGUUAAACAGUGAUUUAGUUGUUUCUACGGACAGUGUUGAGAGACUAUAGAAUUGAGUUACGAACAAUGCAUGCUCUAGCAGUACUGGGGAGGACAAUGGUCAUAGAUAAGUAGGAAGGAAAUUUUAAAACGGCACCCAAAAAAACCCAAAACGGUCAUUGAUGGCCAGGGUGCCAUCCCCCCACUCCCCCCCCGCCUAUUUCUAACCUUUAUUUAGAUAUUAUAUAAAAAAUUUUCUUGUCUAUCCAAGCCAAGGCAAUUAGUUAAGGGAAUUUAAAAAUAACUUUCGCGGAGUGGAAACGCGGGCUCAAUUAAUUACGGUACUUGGGCUUCGUGAGAGCCUUAAACGACGUCUCCCCCACCCCCACAUCUAGUCUACAGGCCCUAAAUGGAUCCCUCCAAAGGGGCUCCAGGUACCUAAGGUUAAACAGCAACCAAAUUCUUGACUAUCAAAUGAUGUUCUAACUUCUAACUUUUUCUUUAGUUUGUCAGUUGUACCGUACGACAUCGUUGUUUCUUUCUUUUUAUGAGAAUAUAGUUAUAAACAAUUCUAAAGUUUGAAAUGAAAAUUGCAAACGUGAAUACAGAUUCUGAGGAGAGCUGUGGCCAUUUCCCAUGUAUUCAAUUAAAUAUCUAAUGAAAACUCUAUGAACUGAUUUGAUAGAAUGGAAUCGAAUACAACAGGAAGAUUUAAAUUGUAUGUUUAUUAAUAAAUUUCAAGUUAAAUAA
Nematostella vectensis (starlet sea anemone) is the source of this 1912-nucleotide messenger RNA. RefSeq names its product kelch domain-containing protein 8B. The record is from RefSeq and is a predicted model, not a curated record. The transcript has 3 exons. Gene Ontology annotation, molecular function: protein binding. NCBI's taxonomy places the organism in Eukaryota, Metazoa, Cnidaria, Anthozoa, Actiniaria, Edwardsiidae. Bases 253 to 1176 code for a protein of 307 amino acids.